AAAAACGCAGCUCCACUUGAAUGCAAUCAGCGAAGCGGAUAGAAUAUCGUCAUAACGCAGACAAUAGUAGUGCUUACAUCGACAUCCGAGUAGACCUUUUUCCCCCGGAUACAUACAUUUGUAUGUAUGCAUGUAUGUAUGUUGACAACAACAACAAGUGGGAAGGACAGUAAAAAUAGCAAACAUAACAAGCAACACGCAUACAUACAUACAUCCACACAAUUAGCAUCAGCAACAGGAAAGUAAUUCCAAUUGAUCCAUAAUCGUCGUCACGGCAGACGGAAUAGACGCAAAAUGGAAGACUUAUUCUUGCUGAUAAUCAAAGAGUCCACAGGGACGAAACACAAUGCAUUGCGGCAAACUGCGCAAAUCGCCUACGAUAAGUUAUAUCGCCAGCAUGGCAUCCAUCGGGAUCCAGCCCAUGAACUCCGUUCGGUAUGUUUCACAGCACUGCAGAUGGCGUUAGACACAAAGCGGCCAAAGUUCAUCACAAUGGGCCUCAAUGGAUUGCAUCGUAUAAUUAAGGAUGAACGUUUUUACAUCGGUCUGGAACCAGAGGAUGACUCUGUAUGGUUGCCCGCACAGUUGCUCCGCGCCACAAGUGGAAUUUUGCCCACAACCAGCAGCGAGGAGACCGUUAUCAAUGUUCUACGCUUAUUUUUGGCUAUGGCUUGCUCACCUGCGUGCACACUAAAUGGUCGUCUUCUCAUCGAAACACUUUCACGUUGCGGCGAGUGUUGGGAGUUGGGCUCACGUGCCACCAAAGCCGCCUCACUGGCAGCAGCAUCACAAUGCUUGCGCACUUUUUGCGCUUUUCUCAUUGAGGAGGCCGAAGAGGUGAAAAAAACUGCACCACCCGGUCUUAUGACACAGACACAAGCAUCAGCGGUGUACAAUGAAGUGAUACCGGUAAUGCAAUGGCUAUGCAGUCGUUUGGUAGAGCCGGCGGCGAGUGGUUCGCCCAACAAAAAACCAGAGAAUAAUUGCUCUCUAUACUUAACUGAAUGCAUUUUGACACUGACGUCAGCGCUGCCACGAAAUGUUCAUGCAAAUCCACAUUUUACAUCAUUCCUAUGGCAGAAAUUUUGCCCAACUCUGGCCGCAGCAUUGGGUUCGCCAGGCCGUAUUAAUUUGGACAAAAAAUUUACUUACAAAGAUGCACUAAACUUGAUUGAAAACGAAGCACGUGGCUUUUUUACCGGUCCCGGCUUAGAUGGUCCCCAAGCCCGUUGCGUGUACUUAACUGGAAUUCAGCUGCUGCGGAUUGCGGGGGCUUAUGGUUCACUGCGACCCAUGUUGGAAGCACUCUUCCAUCGCAUGCUUCUGCUGCCAUCGCCACAAAAUCGCACCGAGCCACUGAAAUGUGUUCGUGAAAUAUUAAAAAGUCCGGAGCGUUUAAUAGACCUAGCGGUUAUUUUGUACGUUGAUAAAAAUACUGGCCAAGGAUGUAGUGAUGAAAUGGCAUUAUUUCGGCUUAUGAUUGAUGCAAUGGAAGAGUGUGCUUAUGGCGUCAGUGCUGGUUCCGGAGUAGAGGCAGGCUUACAGGCAAGCGUAGAAUGCAUGGUCGCACUACUGGACAGUUUACAAGUUCUCUGCAGUGGUGAACUCACUGAAUCGAUGAUAAGCGACCAGAUUGUGAACACCGUAAACAGUCGUCAUGAAACAUUAAAGGAUGCUGACUAUACAGGCCCAUUAACAUACCAAUCGAUGGCACGUCUGCCCGCGCCAUAUCGUGAUGCGAUUGUAGAGUUUCGUCAGAGUGUAUUUGAAACCUCCUCCGGCUCAGACAGUGACGGUGACCAUGCUGAACACGACGCAGCUUCGAAUGGUUCGGGUGAUACAGAGGGGCCCGAAGAGGAGGAACAAUCAACUUCGAGUGAUGAAACAUCACGCGUGGAAAACCGAUGGCCCUACACACAUCUCGAGGCUCCCGUCAUACCAGUACGAACCGAUAUUGACAAUGAUCGGCAACACGCGCGGGAUUUUUCAAAAGCAUUGAGAAAAGAUUUGGUGCCAAAACUUUUGCAUUUGCGCUCGUGUAUUGAAGUUGACGAGGCCAUGCAAGAAUUUGCAUCGGUCGUGUGUCAAGAAAACACAAUGAACUUCUCAGAUUUCGACUACCACCUGACGGCCAUCAAUGCCGAUGGCAUUUACUUAGCGAUUUAUUCGUCGUUGUUACUCAGUCUACAACUAACAAAGGCUGGCUACUAUGACGACCCACAGAAGGAGAUAUUGAUUCCGAUGUCGGAGCAACAAUUUGUUACAUCUGUCCAGAACACUGGUGUUUUGGUGUACCUUUCGUCUCCUUGGCUCUGUGAAUUAUACCAGUCCAUAUUGGUCUCGAAUGUUCUAGAAGCGAUGAGUAGGGAGGAAUUGGAAGGUACCAAUUCACGAAGUGCACUGGUGGAUAUGCUUUGUGAUGCUGGUGGGUUGGGACCCACGCAGAUGCUCUCCGAGUGGCAGCGUUUACAGAUGGCCAAUAUUAAGUAUACCGAUGAACAGGAUAAUAAACGACGUGAGGCUGCCAAGAAACUAUGUCGGCGCCUACUAACCUGCUGCUGGGACUCUAUGGUUAUAGUUUUGAGUUCGGGUCUAGGUGAUCUAUCGUGUAACAAUUCAAAUAAAUUGGUGGCCUUGUCGAAACGUACACUGCGUGUCAAAGCAAAGGCCAAAAACUCCAAUGGAGAGGCGUUAUAUGCAAUGUGUCUAGAUGGUUUACAUUCGGCGGCCACCUUAAGUAACAGCUUGAAUUUGCAACAUUUGGCUGGGAAAAUUCUGGGCCUGCUGGCAUCAAAUGUGUGCCAGACCAACGGACCGAGAAUAUCAGCUAGUCAAGCGAUGUCAAUGGAUGUGGUGUUGAACGGCGGCUUGAAUUUGGGUUCUUAUAGCUCGGAUUGUUGGCAAUCUGUAUUUGCGGUUUGCCGGCACGUCAGCCAGUUGGAACAUGACAUUUUCAGUUUGCAAAAUUCAGCGGUAGGCACAUCGCCGGGUACAGGACGUCGCGAUAUGGAGACUGGCGAAAAGCUAAAUAAUGCUUGCCAAAAUGAUAAGCUUAACUUGUCCUCACUACCCAUAGAUGAUGACGAAACCUGCGUGGAUGUCUACAGUUUUCUUCAAGCACCUCUACAAAGCCCUAAUACUAAUAUUACAUCCAUUCUGAAGGUUUAUUCUGGCACUAAUGAAACUGUAUUACUAAGUCAGGGUGAUACCUCAAAAGUCUUGUGCGCCCUAUCCCACCAGGCUGAAAAUCUUUUUUCUGAUGCCGCUGAGCGUUUGAGUCUACCAUCACUUUGUCAGUUUCUGAAGAACCUGUGUAAAGCUUCUCGUGAACAGCUCUAUAAAAAUAAUGUUACGCGCAAAGGCACCCGUAUUUGGUGGCCCAGCAAAGGUUGGAAAAAAAUGGACACGCUUCCGAUGUCGCUUUUAUUGCAUCGAAUCGGUGACGUUACUUUAAAGGUAUUCAAAAGUUCCAGACCUCUUUUGCAUAUACUAAAGGUGUGGGCUAUAACGGGGCCUCAUCUAAUGGACGCUUCUUGCCACCGAGAUCGUGUGAUAUCCAAAAGAGCCAUCGAAUAUAUACAUGACAUAAUAACGGCACUCUUAGUGGAGCAAUCUGAGCUGCCACAUUUUCACUUUAACGAGGCACUGCUAAAGCCAUUCGAAAAUCUUUUGAGCAUGGACACUUGUGAUGCAGACGUACAGGAUCAAAUUGUUGCCUGCUUGUAUGAAAUAGUUGAAGCGCAUCGAACGGAAAUCCGUUCAGGUUGGCGUCCACUUUUCGGAACAUUACGCAAUGCUCGCAGCCGUAUGCUU
Molecule: messenger RNA, 3813 nt
Organism: Rhagoletis zephyria (snowberry fruit fly)
Lineage: Eukaryota; Metazoa; Arthropoda; Insecta; Diptera; Tephritidae
Product: brefeldin A-inhibited guanine nucleotide-exchange protein 3-like
Biological process (GO): regulation of ARF protein signal transduction
Molecular function (GO): guanyl-nucleotide exchange factor activity
Source: RefSeq, a predicted model, not a curated record